Messenger RNA from Arabidopsis thaliana (thale cress), 2057 nucleotides. RefSeq names its product plant/protein (Protein of unknown function, DUF599). The transcript is spliced from 3 exons. Lineage: Eukaryota; Viridiplantae; Streptophyta; Magnoliopsida; Brassicales; Brassicaceae. The coding region runs from base 94 to 834 and encodes 246 amino acids. The record is from RefSeq and is marked reviewed.
CAUAAAAAUAACAAAAACAUUCUUAGAGAGCUUUGGAGAUAACGAGAACAAGAAAGAAAGAGAAGAUUAUAUACAUAGAAAAGGAGAGAUCAAAUGGAGUGGGAGAAAUGGUACUUAGAUGCGGUUCUUGUGCCAAGUGCUUUACUUAUGAUGUUUGGUUACCACAUCUAUUUGUGGUAUAAGGUUCGAACCGAUCCUUUCUGCACCAUUGUUGGUACAAAUUCCCGCGCCCGUCGAUCUUGGGUAGCAGCCAUCAUGAAGGACAACGAGAAGAAGAACAUCUUAGCGGUACAAACACUACGAAACACGAUAAUGGGAGGGACGUUAAUGGCAACCACUUGCAUCCUCCUCUGCGCAGGUCUCGCUGCCGUUUUAAGCAGUACUUAUAGCAUCAAGAAACCUUUAAACGACGCCGUAUAUGGAGCUCAUGGUGACUUCACUGUUGCACUCAAAUACGUAACCAUCCUCACAAUCUUCCUCUUCGCCUUCUUCUCUCAUUCUCUCUCCAUUCGCUUCAUCAACCAAGUCAACAUCCUUAUUAACGCUCCUCAAGAACCUUUUUCUGAUGAUUUCGGCGAAAUAGGAAGCUUUGUGACUCCCGAGUAUGUCUCUGAACUACUCGAGAAAGCUUUCUUGCUCAAUACGGUAGGUAAUAGGCUGUUCUACAUGGGCUUGCCUUUGAUGCUAUGGAUCUUUGGGCCUGUGCUUGUGUUCUUGAGCUCUGCUUUGAUAAUCCCUGUUCUUUAUAACCUCGACUUCGUGUUUUUGUUGAGCAAUAAGGAGAAGGGUAAAGUCGAUUGCAAUGGAGGUUGUGAUGACAACUUCUCGCCUUAAUUAUCUGUUGAUGUUGAAUUCGAAUAAUGAUAAAGCUGUUUGUUAUUACUGAUUUACUAGUCUAAAAAGUCUUUCGAUUUACUCUUUUCAAAGCUUACCAAAAAAAAAAUGUACUAGAUCCGAGUCUUUUUUUAAUUUUUAAUUUUUUUUCCUGGUGAAGAUAUUCAUGAUCUGCUAUAUAUAAUUAGUAAAAGUUCCAUGGAUAGUCAAAAUGGAAAUUAAUUAACAAAACUAUCUUUUUUAUAAAAUUUUUUAUUACUAUGCUGCUAACAAGUAACAAUGAUGCGACCAUCCUUAGUCCCUUACACUUGAUUCGUCUAUUAUUUUUUCUAAUUCAAAUGUCAAUUUUUUAAUGGCACAGAUACUCGUUUUCAAGUCAAUGGAGUGAUACUCAUCUGAAUUGGUCGUGUCUUUUUCCUUUAUAUUAGCCCUAUCAGCGGCUUUAAUAAUUAUAACAGACAUUAUUAUAUUGAUGAUUAUUGGGAUCCAAUGAAGAAAGCGCGGAUCACCAAGUUUUUGAUCAUUGGUAUAUGCGAUUCAUCCAUUUCAUAACGGAUAAUCAUUCUUACGCGAUGAUCUGCUGAGAGUGUGACAAUUAUUUGAUCGUUUACGCUAUGUUCCUUAACCUGGUCAUAAACAACGGUAUAUAUAUAUAUAUGCGUUACCUUAACUACUUCACAAGCAAGGUUUCAACUUUUCAAGUAAGGAAUUCACUCACCGUAGUCUCUGCAAUACCAAAAUCAUCCAACAAGCUCAUCGAUAAGUAAUCUUUUUUGCGCCAGUGAAUUUGAACAUCUGAAAUAGUAUCCAUCAUUUUAAAUAGCUAUCACCUAGGCAUAAUUUUCUAAUAAACACGAAUUCACAAAAGCGUAAAUAGAUAUAUUUGAAUAUACAAGUAGAUUACCGGAGUUUUCAAGUAUGGAUAUGAUGACGUUGCUAACCUCCGAAGUUAUGUUCAUCAUCUGCACCAUAAAUUACUUAAAGCCUUCCGAGAAGAAGUGCAAAUGAAGGUGACGAAACAUGAGGAGCUUCUUUGAGUACUAAAGCAUGAUGAGGAGGUUCAAUGUUUUUUGAGUAUGGGAAGAAAAUGCAGUAGAUAUUGCCUGUGUCAAGCUCUAUCCAUGGCUCUUCAAUAUAACAUAUAUUCAUGAGAGUCAAAUUAAAGCAAGAUCAUGCAUAUAUAUACAUUUGUUCACUGCAAAAAUGUAAAGGUAAGAAUCAUG